This is a messenger RNA of Vigna unguiculata (cowpea), 1307 nucleotides long. Its product is annotated as Biotin/lipoate A/B protein ligase family. Gene Ontology annotation, biological process: protein modification process. The record is from RefSeq and is a predicted model, not a curated record. Lineage: Eukaryota; Viridiplantae; Streptophyta; Magnoliopsida; Fabales; Fabaceae.
AAAUAAGUUUCAAAUAAAAUCUGGUGUACUCAACUCAGUUUUGUGCCUUCUCUCUAACUUCCUUCCGUAACGAUUCUCAUUGUCCCCCACCGUUGUUUUCGCCGACGCUCUCAAGCCUCCGACGAGCCCUAAGAAACCCUAGACGGCGCCACCGCAUUCAUCUCACUUGAACCUCAAAAGGAGAAUCGCCCAAGAGUGCUGGCGAAUCUCAUUGCUUUGUUUUUCAUUGUCGUUCAUCGCCUGAAUCAAAGAACCGGAUAAUGGCUGUGAUGGGUAAGGCAAAAGAAGCAGGACUUCCAUUGAUGAAGUUGAUUAAGUUGAGAGGGAUGCCUAUUUUGCAGCAAUUGAAUUUAGAGGAACGGCUGCUUCGAACCAGUUCAGAUAAUUGGUGCCUUAUCAACGAUGGAACAAAUUCCCCUGCCAUUGUAAUGGGCUUGUCUGGGAAACUUUCAGAACUCGUCGAAGUCAAGCCUGUGUUGCAAGAUCGUAUACCCAUUAUCAAAAGGUUUACUGGGGGAGGAACUGUUGUUGUUGAUCAUGACACUAUAUUUGUUACGUUGAUAUGCAAUAAAGAUGCUGUUUCAAAUGUGCAACCCUUUCCCCGCAGUAUCAUGUCAUGGAGUGGUUUAUUAUACAGUGAAGUUUUUAAAGGGCUUGCUGAUUUCCAUCUCCGGGAGAAUGAUUAUGUGUUUGGUGAUCGCAAGUUUGGUGGUAAUGCUCAGUCUAUAACCAAGAAUCGGUGGGUACACCACACAUCAUUUUUAUGGGAUUAUGAUGUCAAGAACAUGUCUUAUCUCAAGUUACCCGCAAAGGUUCCUCAGUACCGAUUAAGAAGAAGUCACAUGGAUUUUAUUUGUCGAAUGAAGGAGUAUUUGCCUAGAUCAGAAUUUAUCGAGAGAACCAUUAAGGCUCUUGACAGCCAAUUUUCGGUGAAAUCCAUUAGCUUGGAGUCCAUAGAUGUUCCCUCUGUUUCUGAAUAUGUUCAUACCACUAAGCUUCUCACAGAGCAGGACAUUCAGGAAACCUGCACUAUUCAAACUUGAAAAAAUAGUUGCAAGAGGUUUGGUAACAAUAUAUAAGAUAUAAUAAUAAGGGGAAUAGGAUUCAACAAUGGGUGAAUUGAGUAUGCUGUUGUGGAAAUUUCAUUCUCCUACUUCAGUGCUGAUGAAUAUUGACUGCUGUGUUCUGAUAUUGUUGUACAAUAGUUUUUCUUUUCUUUUCGACCAUAAUUUAUUCUGGCCAAGUUGUUUUUUCUUUUGGUUAGAUUAUUUUCCAUACUUUUAGUGAAAGAUACUUUCUUUAUUUUA